Molecule: messenger RNA, 3306 nt
Organism: Panicum virgatum (switchgrass)
Lineage: Eukaryota; Viridiplantae; Streptophyta; Magnoliopsida; Poales; Poaceae
Exons: 2
Coding region: 1601-2974 (457 amino acids)
Molecular function (GO): protein binding
Source: RefSeq, a predicted model, not a curated record
GUGUGUAGCAAUGGACUGGAAGCAAAUGUUUCAAAUUUAUCCACAUCCUUAUGAUGUUGUUGGAAAUUGAUCAUUCCUGGUAAUGCUUGCCAUGCUCACACAAGGUUUCUAAAUACUAACUAAAGUGUCAAUCUUCUAAGACCUUAGCACCUGCUUGGCAUAGAUUUUUGGAAAUUCUUAUGUUCUAGUGUUUGUAUUUGUGACUAUGACAAGUUAGCUGGCUUGCAGUAUAAAGUUGCCAAUUAUACCGUGAUGUGUUAAAAUGAACAAAUGAGCUGACUAGUUGUAGUGCUAAAUAGCAUCAUUAGCUUUCACAAAAAAAUGGCCCUCUGAGCAUACUUGCCAUACUUGUAAUCUUUUGAAGUGUCAGUUGAUGAUGAUGUUUGCUUAAUUCGAGGUGUUUUAAACUUUUAAUAUUUGUCUGACUUUAAAAACAGUGUUUUGCACCUUUCUAUUUUGAGGGAAUCAGCUAUACUGUCCCCUCCACCCAUUUCCAUAAAGUUGAAAUUAUGCAUUGGCAUUGAAACCGUUAAAAGUACAUGUUUUCGCUGCAUUUGCAAUGGUGGCUCUAUGUGCUAAAUGCAGAUAUCAGUUGCAGGGCUAAAUGGCAUCAAGGUCAGGGGCUCCUCCAUUGACAUGCUGCUGUUUGGGAGCUAGACAAUGAUGAUUCAGGCUUUUGCAUUGCACUUCUUGGUGUUAUAUAAUCUUGUACUCUACUGAUAUUGUCUGUUGAAUCCCGUUCACUCUGAUGCAGGUAUCAAACUUAGCUGGUGUGUAUAUUUGUUACUGAUCCAUGUCGCAUGUAUGCUGUAGUUUACUCCAUGUAUCAACUAUCGGUGGCAAUUUCUGUGGGCUUUGUACGUUACAGAAUUUAGUGUGUACAUGUGGUGCUUGUCUUGGAGAACUAGGAGGAUGAUUGCAACAAUCUGAGCUUUGAGUUAUUGGAGUUGCAUAUAUAUCUUUUACAGUGUUUAACUGCUAUCUCCUAUACCUAUGUCGUUGGGAAGCUCACAUUCUGUAAUAUAUGUAGGUACAUAAUUUGCACCUAAUUGAAUUGUUUAUUUUUUGAAUGACAACAAAACACUCCUCCGUCUCGACUCUCAAGCCUGCAGCGAAGUAGGAAGGGAUUUUUCUCAACUUCGGGACCGUCGUGGUUCCUGUCUUCCUGAGAGAGGAUGUGUUUAUUGAUGCAUAGUGACUGAACAUGUGCAAGUCUGCAAGAGAAGAAAAUCUGCAGGUUUGGAGGUGUCCCCUCCCAAAACAGCUCGGAUUUGAAUUGGAGUGUUGUUGAACCCAUUCAGUACUUGAAAUUUGCAUCGGUGUCUUGAAACGGGAGAAAGCAUAGAAGGCCUCAAGUUAUACUGGCAAUUCCAUAAGAAGAGAGGGAAAGACAGGUGAUUCUGUUUUGAAUUUUUUUUCAGCAAAGGACACGCGUUUUGGACAAAGAGCAUUUUCGUUUAAAACUGCUGGAUAUUCUCACGCCGGCAAUUUGGAUCGUUGUCCAUAGCAGGAUCAAUCAAGACAGUGCAGAAGAACUCAUGUUGAUUUUGUCCCCAAAAGACCUCAGCUUCUUAAGGUUGUCUCGUCCUCCGUCAAGUUGAUGAUUCAGUGCAUCAUACUCCCCAAAUCUUCUAUGGGAAUUUUGAAAUUCAAAUGGUUUAGACUUCCCCAAAUCUUCCACUCCGUCCAGCUCCACGCUCCAAUACCCUCGAUCCCCUUCCUCCCUUCGCCGGCUAUGGCGUCGAGGGCUGGCCGGAUCCUCCCCUGCCUCGAAGCCACGGAGCCGGAGCGGCCGCCGCCGGCCCUUACCAGCGACAUCCACGAGGAGAUCUUCGUACGCGUCGCCUCCCCCAGCGACCUCGCCCGCGCCUCAGCCGCGUGUAUCUCCUUCCGCCGCCUCAUCGGCGACCCCCGCUUCCUCCGCCGUUACCGCUCCAUCCACCCGCCGCUACUCCUCGGCUUCAUCAGCUCCGCAGGCUUCCAAGCCGCCGAGGCGCCCCAUCCCUCCGCUGCCAUCGCCCGCGCGGUCGCACGCGCCGCCGACUUCUCCUUCGACUUCGUCCCUCGCCCCAACAGCUUGAACCACUGGCACCCGUGCGAUGCUCGCGGCGGCCUCGUCCUCGUCGACUGCAGGCGCUUCACGGAGGCCGACGAGGAGGAGCGCUUGUCCUUGGACUUCGCGGUAUGCGACCCCUUGUCCCGGGGGUACCUGCUGCUGCCUCCCAUGACCGACGUCCUGCUCGCCUCCGUCGAGCUCCAGAACCAAGACAUGUUCAAUUCCGGGGCCUCCUUUAUCCCUUCCGGUGGCAUGGAGGACGAGACAUCAUUCAGUGUGAUGUGCUGGAUGCAUUCCAAGACCAAAUUGGUGGUGUUUUUCUUCUCUUCAGGCUCUGAUCGCUGGACUGUCGGUACAUCUACCAGCUGGGAUGAUUUAGGCUUGCACGAAGAAGUCGACUCGCUGGGUUCAUGCCAAUGCGUGUAUGGCUGCUUCUAUUGGAAAGUAAACUACACAAACAAGUUGCUCAAGCUCGACAUGGACACUAUGGAGUUAUCCACAUAUGACCUCCCUCCUGAUCAUGAUGAUGGGGAUAGCGUCAUUGUAGAGGCAGGGGAAGGCCAAAUUGCAAUGUUUAGUCAACUUGGUGCGGCCACACCUGUGGAAUAUUACAGCUUGUUGCAAAAUGGCACUGACAAGUCCCAUGAGUGGCAUAUGAAGCGUAUCAUCCCAUUGCCAGCCCAGUAUACUAGUGUAUGCUACCUUAGCGGUCCAGCUGGAGGAUACAUUUUCCUAGCAGGCACUCCAAAAGAACAGGAUGCAGGACAUUCAGCGUUUUUCUCACUUGAGAUUAAGUCUUUCAAAAUUGAGAUGGUCAGUAGGAAAACCUUUCCCUUCCGCUACGCCCUUCCGUAUUUUGGUUUGCCUCCAUCAAUGUCUCCGAGAAGAAUUCAAGGAUAUGAAGUGUUGCAGGGCUAAACGGCAUCCAGGUCAGGGGCUCCUCCAUUGACAUGCUGCUGUGGGGGAGCUAGGCAAUGAUGAUUCAGGCUUUUGUAUUGCACUCCUAGGUGUUAUAUAAUCCUGUGCUCUACUGGUAUUGUCUGUUGAAUCCCACUCUGAUGUGGGUCUUGAACUUAGCUGUUGUAAAUAUUUGUUCCUGAUCCAUGUUGCAUGUAUGAUGUACUUUACUCCAUGUAUCAACCAUCAGUGGCAAUUUUUAUGGGCUUUGUAUGUUACAGAAUUUAGUGUGGACAUGUCUAUUAUACCCGGGCAAUGGAAAUCACGCAGUAAUAUAUGUACUUUGCACGUAA